GCGGAGUUCUCCUCAGAGCGACCUUUUUUUCCAGGACAAAAAAAAUGAAUCGUUAAAGUCUUUUGACUUUGUUUUUGCGAGUUUAACGUCAGAUGUGUGAGAGUUCACACAUCACAAGCGGAUCCUCCAGCGUGAUGGCGCAGCAGCAGGGAAACGAUGGAGAAAGAGACGCAUUAAUUUCUCCAGAAAAAGCUUCUCGGGAGUCAAUAAAUUCAAUGAUAACCGCGUCUUUUAAUUUCAUCAACUCUAUCAUAGGAUCUGGAAUAAUAGGUUUACCAUAUGCACUUAACCAGGCAGGACUGCCACUUGGUUUGGUCCUUCUGAUUGCUGUUGCGUGCAUCACAGAUUACUCCAUUGUCCUACUGAUCAAAGGAGGAAACCUAUCAGGCUCAAACAGCUAUCAGUCCCUGGUGCAAAGCACCUUUGGUUUCCCCGGAUAUCUGAUUUUAUCUGUCCUGCAGUUCCUUUAUCCUUUCAUUGCCAUGAUAAGCUACAACAUUACAACAGGUGACACCCUCACCAAGGUGUUUCAGAGAAUCCCAGGAGUUGGUCCAGAUCACAUACUGGCAGAGCGUCACUUUGUGAUCUUGCUCUCUACCUUCCUGUUCACUCUGCCACUAUCUCUUUAUCGAAACAUUGAGAAACUUGGGAAGGUGUCCUUCCUGUCCAUGGUGCUCACACUCACCAUCCUCAUCAUUGUGGUGAUCAGGGCAGCUACCCUUGGACCCCAAAUCCUUCCUACAGAAAAUGCGUGGACCUUUGCAAAAUGGAAUGCCAUUCAGGCAGUCGGUGUGAUGUCUUUUGCUUUUAUAUGUCACCACAACAGCUUUCUGAUCUACGGCUCUCUAAAGGAGCCCACCUUAGCCAACUGGUCUCGUGUCACACACAUCUCUGUGACCUCAGCCCUAAUAAUCAGUGCUGCAUUUGCUGUUGCUGGCUACACUACAUUCACUGGCCGCACACAAGGGGACAUAUUUGAGAACUACUGCAGAGAUGAUAAUCUGGCAACAUUUGGCCGUUUCUGCUUUGGCUUGAGCAUAAUAACUACAUUUCCACUGGAAUGUUUUGUUACACGAGAGGUGAUUUCAAACUUGGUUUGCAGUCGAAAUCUUUCAAAUGCUGAACAUGUGGCUGUUACUAUGCUCAUUGUUGCAGUCUGCACUUCACUAUCUUUGGCUUACGAUUGCCUGGGAGUUGUUUUGGAGCUAAAUGGUGCCCUGAGUGCCACUCCGUUGAUCUUCAUCAUCCCAUCAGGGUGCUUCCUCAGACUCUCCUCUGGCCGCUGGUUCCAGGGUGAAAACCUGAUUGCGUCCAUUUUGAUAAUAAUCGGGUUCUUUGUCAUGAUCACUGGGCUGAUCUUGACUGCACUCUACCCCCAAGACUGCUCACAUGGGGUGGAGAUGUUUUACUGUGCUGAUGCAAACAUCUCUGUUACAGUGCCACCUUAAUGUGAAGAACAUACCUCAAAUAGAGAACUCUCGUACAAUACUUGGCAAAAAAAAGAAAGAAAAGUAAAAUGAACACUUGAGGAUUGUUGGGAUAAUGGUCUUUAUACUUUACAAACACUCUUUAAGUGUGAAAUUUUGGUUGUUUUGAACAAAGCAUUUGUUUAUUUGCUUAUUUAAAUGUCUGACCUCUUUGUAUUAGAGGCAUUAAAGAAUGGGAAUCAAGUUAAAUAGCAUAACUGUGGAUGCACGUUGAAAUCUUUAAUACACAGCUUCCAUGACAAAUGUAACAAAAAACAAUUUAUACGUUUGAUGCUUGUCUAUAAUAAUAUUAAAUACAUAUGCAUGUCUUGUUUUUGUAUAUCCAGUUUCUGGUUAGUUUUUUUUUUCUUUCGUAAACCACAUAAAAUGGAAUGUGGAGCAUUUCUGUUUCAGCUUAUGCAUUUGCUGUACCAACUCAUAAAACGGCUAGACCUGAUUAUUAGCUCAUUAGUAGCAAACUUAGGAAUGUCUUUCCACUUUAAAUUAAGUCUGAUCUCAAACUGAAAGAAUUUUGUUUUCAGCAGGUGGUUCUUAUGUGUGUGUAGCUGGACACGACUGGGGGAAAAAAAA
Oryzias latipes (Japanese medaka) is the source of this 2057-nucleotide messenger RNA. RefSeq names its product solute carrier family 38 member 11 (gene slc38a11). The record is from RefSeq and is a predicted model, not a curated record. Gene Ontology annotation, biological process: amino acid transmembrane transport. Gene Ontology annotation, cellular component: membrane. NCBI's taxonomy places the organism in Eukaryota, Metazoa, Chordata, Actinopteri, Beloniformes, Adrianichthyidae. Gene Ontology annotation, molecular function: L-amino acid transmembrane transporter activity.